CAGAAAUUGAGGAUGCCAUAAGAAAUUAUUUCUGGAAUGGUUAUGAAUUCGAAACAAUACAUUACCUCAGCUGAACCACAAAGACAACUUUUCUAUCAGCCAACAUUGCUGAAGAAGCUCUUGUGGGACAUUCAAGGACAAAACCUGUGCUGGUCAAAAUGUGAUCCUGUCCGGAAUUCCAAACUGUCUCCUGGCAAGUGUUUUCCAGAAAGGAAUACCUUUUCUAAAUUAUUAUGUGCAAAGAAGCUGCAGCAUGGGUCAUGCAAUCUACAACCAGGAUAUGCAGCUUUGGAUCCAAUAUUUCAGAUGAAUGAAGAUGCCAGUCAUCUCUGUAGGACUUGUGUGUGUGAAAAUGAUUCAUAA
Molecule: messenger RNA, 363 nt
Organism: Mya arenaria
Lineage: Eukaryota; Metazoa; Mollusca; Bivalvia; Myida; Myidae
Exons: 3
Coding region: 37-363 (108 amino acids)
Source: RefSeq, a predicted model, not a curated record